AUAUUUGGCUUUGGAAUCAAUUGUACCUAUAUAUUCAGUAUAUGUUCUUUUUAUUUGAAGUGAAAUCUCAAACUUUUGUUCAAAGUCUUUUUUUUUAUUAUAAAUUCUUAUAGGCUGUGUAUAUACUGCAAUGGACCCAAGGGACCUAGUUUAAACUGGAAACAUGUUACCUAUUGGAUCUCCCCUCAACUCCCCCUUUCUAUCCUCAGCAAGACUCUCCCCAUGUCUUAUCCCUCCUUCGGCUUCCCCUUCCUGUCUUUCGCCUUUUCCCAUUAACUUGGGCUUUUCUCCCUCCCGUCUCUCACUUUUAUCCACUUCUCCUUCUUGUCUCUGUCCAACUUCUCGCUCUCCUGUUUAUCUGUCUCCCUGCCCCACAUGUGACCCAUCUACCUCACCCAUUAGAGUGUCCUCCUGUCCCAUGCCUCUAUCCCCCUCUGUUGUUUAAAAAAAGCCUAUCUACAUUUCCCCCUUCAGUCAAACCAGGCAAAGCUUGGAACAACAGAACCACAUCGAUAGAUCUCCUAAAAGCAUCAUCAAUACAGUGGAUACAUCUCUAAAUUCACCAUGACUGAAGUCAGUCUAUACCAUUUCUCAAUUAGAGACUUCAAUUAGAGUGCAACCAACAGAUGAAAACAAACCCUUACCUUCUGCAGAUAUGCAUGGUAAAACAUGGCCAGUAGAAAGCAAAAUGUGUAGAUUCAUGCCUGUUUCAUCCACUGAGAGAAGUUUAAGGUCAAUUCCCAUAACCAACACAAGGGGUCAAAAGAAGCAAACUGGCCAACAACAAGAUCCAUUCAGACCCUCACACCAGCAUAAACUAAAGCAAGAUUCGAACAUCUAUUACAGGGGUGCUACCAAGUUUUCAACAUUUGAAAGCUUAAGCUCUAAAAACCUCAGACAUGUUGAAAAAAGUGCAUACAGACCACAAAAUUUAGCUAGCUAUCAAACGAAGCACCAAUCUCAAGACCCUACUCUAGUUCGAAUCCGGCUUGGAUUGAUUAAAACAGGCAGGAUUAUAAACUCUGAUGCCCAGUUUUCCAAUCUGGAGAAGAUCAAGGGAAGCAAUGAAGGGAACAUUCCAAAUAUUCCGAGGGAUGGAUACCCUGCUGUUUCAGAAAAGUUAAAACAGCCUAUUCAUUCAAAAAUAAUGUUAGGAGCAGCCAAGCAGAUAAGAAGACCCAUGAUGUGUGAGAAGAGCUGUGGGAAAACUCAAAACCAACCACAAGCUUCAGCUGAAAGAACAAGACAGAUUUUCAGACCGUCAGCACUUACAAAUCCAAUCUCAUCACCUAAAGCUACCACAAAGCAAAAGGAUAUUUUCCAAGAACUUGAUAAUGUACGAUCUCUAAAGGAAUACAGUGAACUGGUUUCAUCCAACUCAGAGCUUCAAGACAAAGCUUCAGAGAACUGUAACGCCAAAAAUGAUAGUUCUCAUGAAAGUAAUAUGAUGAUGAACCCCUCCCAACAUGACAACCAAGAGUCUAAAUCAAAGAUCUGGCCUCAGUCUGCAGUUUCCGAGACAGACAGCGCCAUCAUCACCUACAGUAAUGCACCAGAUCAGUGCAGCCGCAUGAGCUGCUUCCAGUUCCCUUUGAAGAGUCAUAGGUCAUCCACUGAAUGCGGUCAGCUGAGCCCAAUCUGUAGACCUGUGAUCAAAAGAACAUCUGACAGUAGACCUGCAUACUUCAAUACUCCUCAGGCAUGGAGAAUAUUUUCCUUAAACUAAACAACAGGAAACACAAGAAGGGAUGUCAGCAAUUCAUCCCGUAAUAGAUGCAGCCUUUUGGAUUCAGAUUCUGCUAAAUCCUCUUCAAGCAAAGGAAACUUGUGUGAAGAUUACAGAUUUGCGAGAAGACACAGUGGUUUGCGGUUAUGCAAAAAUUGUGCUAGUAGUUGUCCAACCAAAUUUGUUGGAGAGAAACAAGAAUCAGCUGUUCACCCAGACCUUUUGGAAAGCCCAGUGUCAGGGUUCUGUCACUUCAGUCUAGUGGUAUUCAUGGUUUUGUGACAGAGCCCUGAUACUCUCCUCAUUUCAUUGUUUUCAUGUGAGCGCGCGGCUUCCAGACUGCUCGA
Carassius auratus (goldfish) is the source of this 2073-nucleotide messenger RNA. RefSeq lists its product as uncharacterized. The record is from RefSeq and is a predicted model, not a curated record. The transcript is spliced from 2 exons. NCBI's taxonomy places the organism in Eukaryota, Metazoa, Chordata, Actinopteri, Cypriniformes, Cyprinidae. The coding region runs from base 656 to 1726 and encodes 356 amino acids.